AAUCAUUUAUCAUGUAUCAAGGCGGAUGAAUAAUGAUCAAAAAAUAAUUUCCACGUAACUUGUACCUAGUUCCCCUUUCGAUAAUUUCGGAAAUUAUAUCACCAAGCCAAGCGGUCCACACCGUUCCAAAUCCACACAUGACAAACCAAGCAUUCAGUAUUCUCGCGCAUCUAAAACACUCAACAUGAUCUUCAGGAUCGUCUUCAUCUUCCUACUUUUUUGUGCCACCGUGUAUCCGCAGAAAAUCAGGGAAAGCCGAACAAUGGGAAUGUUCGGGAAGAUCAGAUCUGGUUUGGAGAUGGCCGGCAAGUUUCUCGGACUUGAUACCGCUAAAGGAGUGGCCGAGCUGGUCAGCAACGCUUUUGGUAAGAACGACCACAGGAAGGAAGACAAUGAGGAGGGUGCGGGAGGUAAUAUAUUCUCGGGGUUCCUGAGGAUGCUGGGGUUCGAUGCUAGGAGGAUAGGGGCCAUAGCUGUCAAUUCUAUCGUGUUUAUAGCUCAACUGAUUGGUAAAUCUUUGGCGAGAUCAAAACCCUUCCUUGUAUCGGAAGUGAAGAAACUCCCAAAUGGUUCUCCUUUGGAUUGGGUCAUAGAAAAACCGGAAGUGAAAUCCAAAAUGUCAUACAUGGUGAACCCAGAGCUACCAAACGAUAUUGUUGAAUAUAUCAAGGAAAGAUCCUUGGAUGAAAACACGGAUUGUAUCCAACUCUUGAUAUGUAAAAGUGCUCCUUUCAUUUGGGGUAUGCAGAGGUCUUUGACAGGAGAAAACUCGACAGUUGGGGGUAUAUCUGCCCUUUUUCAACACUUACCAUCAACAGAAGAGUUUUUGACGAAUGGUGAGAGGUGUGAGAAGCAACAUCCGUAUUGUUUCCUAGACGUAUAUUGAAGUUGUUCUCAAAAUAAUUCCUUAAAUCGAAAAUACCUCAAACAAGUGUGAAUUGCAUAAAAAUA
Messenger RNA from Coccinella septempunctata (seven-spotted ladybird), 951 nucleotides. RefSeq lists its product as uncharacterized. The transcript has 2 exons. NCBI's taxonomy places the organism in Eukaryota, Metazoa, Arthropoda, Insecta, Coleoptera, Coccinellidae. The coding region runs from base 185 to 886 and encodes 233 amino acids. The record is from RefSeq and is a predicted model, not a curated record.